This is a messenger RNA of Xyrichtys novacula (pearly razorfish), 4584 nucleotides long. The record is from the annotation of a GenBank genome assembly. Lineage: Eukaryota; Metazoa; Chordata; Actinopteri; Labriformes; Labridae.
AUGACCCUGCCUCUCCGCCGUGCAGGAAUGGCCACCACUGGGAACCUUUCUGAAGAGCAGGUGCACUGCUCCAUCUGUCUGGACGUCUUCACCAACCCGGUGUCCAUCCCUUGUGGACACAACUUCUGCCAGGGCUGCAUCCUGGGAUACUGGAAAACCAGCCCUUUGUACCAGUGUCCUAUGUGUAAGAAGUCUUUCUACAAAAGGCCCGAUAUCAGCAUCAACACGGUCCUGAGGGAGAUCGCAGAGCAGUUCAAGGAGAUCAGGGUGAGGAGCGUGGAGGGGAAGUUGAACGAAGAGGAGGAGGAGGAGGAAGGGAAAGGAAAGAAGUGGACGAUGGAAAGGAGGAAAAAGGAGGACGAGGAGAGGCUUUUGGAGAAAGACCAGAAACAGGAGCUGCUGGAGGAGCUGAAGCAGAAGCAAGAGGAGGAGAGGAAGAAGAAGGAGAAAAGCGAGGAGUUACCACCGCUGAUCCCUCCUUUGGCCGCGCCUGAAACCUCUCCCCCAUCCUCGCCACAAGCUACAGCUCGAAAGCCGCCGCCUCCUCCGCAGCCUCAGACCUCACCCCCUCCUUCACCUCUAAUCUCUGCUCCUCCAGCUCGUCCAGCUCCUCCAUCCUUACCUCCACCUCCUCCCUCUCUAACCCUACCUUCUUCCUGGGAGGAGGUCCUGUGUGACGUUUGCCUUGGGGAUGGCAGGCCCAAAGCCAUCAAAUCCUGCCUGGUGUGUCUGACCUCCUACUGCGAGGAGCACCUGAAAUCUCACUCCGCCAGAUUCACCAAGCACAAGUUGAUGGAGCCGGUUGCGAACAUGGAAGACAGGAUGUGUCCGAAGCACGAAAGGCUCCUGGAGCUGUUCUGCAAGAAGGAUCAGAUGUGUGUGUGCGUGCUCUGUACUGAGACGGACCACAGGGCUCACUACACGGUACCUGUGGAGAGGGAGUGGACGGACAAAAAGGUACGAUGGUUCGAAUACCUCUCAGUUUACCAGAGCUGUUAUACCAGGGGGUGGGCAAUCAUGUGCCAUGGAGGGCCAAGAGGCUGCAGGUUUUCUUUCCAACCCAAAACUCCACCAGGUGAUUUGGGUUGGAAAGAAAACCUGUAACCUCUCGGCCCUCCAUGGCACAUGAUUGCCCACCCCUGAGUUACACAGUUGUGUUCAAAAUAAUAGCAGUCCCACAUCACUAGUUGAGGGCAAAGUUGAAAUCGUCCAAAUGUCCCCCUCUCUUUGUCCCACACUGCAGAACGUGGAUGUCGGGUUUUCGACUGUAAAAAUUCCGCUCACGGCAUGUCCAGUUAUAAACAUGGACACAGAUUCACACCCGUGCAUACACGCAGGAGCGCACAAACUUUUCCUUACACACAUAUCCCACUCAAUAUUUAGUGUCAUGUAAAGUUUCAUUCAAUUCUGAUGAUGUUUAGUGAAUGAAAUAGCAUUUCAAACACCCUCAGUCCAUGGAUGGAGACUUGCUUGCGCGGCACCAAAGGGGUUAAAAUGAUGAGCCGGCUCAAUCUGUUGUAUCACUGUCGGAAACUAAAAUUUAGAGUCCUGGUGAUCGAGUGACUGCAAAAUGAAGGUUGUAAUAUGUUGUUAUGGUGCCAUAAACACACGGUCAAAAAGCGCGUUUUUAAUGGAAGUCUAUCGUCCGAUUUCCGGACAAAGGAGGGUGGAUGGAGCUAAAGUGCGGAAAACAGAAUUGACUUGUCGUGUUGUCUUGCAGGCCCAGCUCAAGAGGACAGAAAUAGACGUCCAGCAGAUGAUCCAGGACAGAGUGAAAAAAGUGGAGGACAUCAAACAGGCUGUCGAGCUAAACAAGGUCAGUUUUAGCUUCGGUUUUAAGGUCACAGAGUUGAAAAUUUCACCAUCAUGAACGGUUUAUUUUCAUCUGCGUUGUAGGCCAGCGCUCAGAGAGAGAUCCAGGAAAGCGUGCAGGUCUUCUCAGAGCUGGUGCGCUCCAUCCAGAAGACUCAGGCCGAGCUGGUCGUGUCCAUCGAGGAGAAGCAGAGACAGGCGGAGAGGCGGGCUGGAGGCCUCAUCGCCGAGCUGGAGCAGGAGAUCACAGAGCUGAAGAGGAGAUAUACAGAGCUAGAAAACGUGGCUCGAGCUGACCACAUCCACUUCUUAAAGGUCAGUAAAGUUUGACUCUGUUUAACUUCACAGCAUUUGCUUUUAUUUUUUUGUUUUUACAAAGAGGGAAGUGCUUUUGUUUUGUUUCCCUUAUCACACAUACAGGUAUCAUGUUUCUUUCACUUUCACUCUGCUGUUACAACACCGCCCUCUUCCUGUCUUUUAAUGUACUGCAACACAAAUUCAUCAAAUCUAAAAUCAUCAUUGCGACAUUAUUUAACAGUCCUGAUCUUCACCAAAGCAGUAUUUUAAACAUCACAUAUGCAGUUCUGUGUUUUUUAGGAGUCAUUUUCUUUUGUUUUGUAUCCUAAUGUAGAAUUUCCCAGCUCUGAGCACUACUCCUGCUGUCAAAGACUGGUCUGAAACCAGUGUUCCCACUGACACAUGUGUAGGAAUGAUCCGCAGAUCUGUGUCCAAACUGGAGGCAACCAUACAUGAAAUGAUCUACAAACUGGCGGACAGUGGUAGGACUUCUUCUUGUGUUUUACAUCACAACAAAUACAUGAUCAUACAGUGAGAGAGUGACUGAAGCAGACUCGGUACUGUGUUCAAGUUGAUCUUUUCUUUUUUUUCAACAGAGAUCAAGAAAAUUCUCAAAUAUACAGGUAAAGAUUUAUUUUGUUUUGGUUGUUACAUAAAACUGAUCCAGAUUUGGAAAUCACUUCAUUUUCUAUCCAGAAUCAAGUUAAUAAUCUCUGGAGCAAGUUAUACAGAAUUUUUUUAAAGCUGCCAUGAGGAACUUUUGGUUUCUGCUAAUUUUAGUUGAUCAAAUCUUACACAAUUAUUCUAAUAACAAUUAGUCAAAGAUAAUCAUGUCUAAUUUAGUCUACCUUGAUCUUGUCUUAUAAAUAAAGUAACCUAAUCUUGAUGUAAUUUGAAAUAUUUUAAUCUAAUCUACUCUACCUAAUCCACUUUCAAUCUAAUCCAAUCCAAUCUAAUCUAAUCUAAUCUAAAUUAAUCUAAUUUCAAUCUAAUCUGAUGUAAUGUAAUCUAAUCUAAUUCAAUCUAAUCUAAUCCACUUUCAAUCUAAUCUAAUCUAAUUAAUCCAAUCUAAUCUAAUCCGAGCUAAUCUAUUCUAAUUUAAUCUAAUCAAUAUUCAAUUUUAUCUAAUCUGAAUAUAUCCAAUCCCCUUUCAAUCUUAUCUAAUUCAAUCUAAUAUAAUCUAAUAUAUUAUAAUCUAAAUUUAUUUUAUCUAAUCCAAUCUACUUCCAAUGUAAUCUAAUGUAAUCUAAUGUAAUCUAAUUUAAUCUGAUCUAAUCUCAUCAAAUCCACUUUAAAUCUAAUCUAAUCUAAUCCAUUUUUAAUCAUCUAAUCUAGUUUUAUCCAAUCUAAUUUAAUCAGAUCUCAUUUAAUCUAAUCUGAUCUAAUCUAAUCCACUUUUAAUCCUAUAUAAUCUAGUCUUAUCCAGUUUAAUGUAAUCUGAUUUAAUCUAAUCUGAUCUAAUCUAAUCUAAUAUAACCCACUUUUAAUUUAAUCUAAUGUCAUUUAAUCUUAUCUAAUCUAGUUUUAUCAAGUUUUAUCUAGUCUAAUCUAAUCUAGUCUAGUCUAAUCUAGUUUAGUCUAAUCUAGUCUUUUCUAAUCUAAUCUAAUCUAAUCUAAUCUAGUUUAAUCUAAUCUAAUCUAGUCUAACCUAGUCCAGUCUAAUCCAAUCUAAUCUAAUCUAGUAUAAUCUAACCUAGUCCAAUCUAAUCUAAUCUAAUCUGAUCUAAUCUAAUCUAAUCUAACCUAACCUUAAUUUAUCCAGUCUAAUGUAAUCUAAUCUAGUCUAAUCCAGUCUAAUCCAGUCUAAUCUAGUCUAGUUUAGUCUAGUCGAUGGUUUUUAAUUAGACCUUUUUUAAAUAUAUCUGGUCCUUGUCAAUACUCGUAACAGUCAGUUUUACCAUCAUGUUUUCUCUUUCUGCAGUGGACGUCACUUUGGACCCGGACUCAGCCAAUCCCUGGUUACAGCUCUCUCAGGACAGGCAUCAGGUCAGACACCUGGGCGCUUGGCAGGACCUCCCAGACCACCCUGAGCGCUUCGACACCGUGGUCAUCGUCCUGGGCCGCGAGGGCUUCGUCUCAGGGAGGCACUACUGGGAGGUCCAGGUUGGGGACAAGGACGACUGGUACCUGGGUGUAGCCCGGUCCACGGUCAACAGGAAGGGCAGGAUCUCUGUGAGUACCACACAGGGUUACUGGGCGCUGGCCAUGAAGAAAGGUCAGGGGUACCGGGUAUCGACAUCCCCGCCAAUGCUGCUACCCCUCAACCCCAAACCAAAGCGAGUGGGCGUGUUUGUGGACUACGAGGAGGGACAAGUGUCUUUCUACGAUGUGAGGGCUCGGACCCAUAUCUACACAUUCAAAGAUACAUUCAGAGAGAAGAUUUUACCCUUUUUCUACCUGUACUGCUGCGACAAAGCCUCUGAUACCAUGGUGAUUUGUCCUGUGAAUGAGAAAAGCCUGAUCAAGCAGAGCUAG